CGGAGCCCGGGCGGCGCGGCGGGAGUGCUGAGCGCGGCGCGGCCGGCCCGCCGCUUUGUGUGUGUUCUGGAUUUGGGAAGGAGCUCGCGGCGGCGGCGGCGGCGGCGGCGGCGGCGCUGAGGGAGGAGGCGGCGGCGAGCGGAGCCCGGAGGAGGAGGAGGGGGAGCCGCUCAUUCAUUUUUACUCCGCAUUUCUGCCCCUGGCCGGCCUCGCCCGCGACCCGGACUUCGGGGCAAUCUUGCGAACUGCGUCGCGCCCUCCAGCCGCGGAGGCUCGGGUGUCGGACAGCCUCCCCCUCUGCCUGGGGUCGCGUUUGUUUUUCUUCGCCGAGACGAAUUUGGGCUUUGCCCCCUUUCUGUGCAGUUUUCCCCCCCUCCUGCCUCUCUGGGUUUGAAAAUGGAGGCCGACGACGCCGACAGCCCGCCCCGGCGCGCCUCGGGUUCCCGACUCCGCCGAGCCCUGGGCCGAGGCUGCCGGCGCUGAGGGGCAGCCCCGCGCCGCCGCCCGCCUGCCCCGCGCACCCGGAGGGUCCCCGGCCGGCGCCGCCUUUGGAGUAUUGUUUCCGUCGCCCUGUUUUCGGAGGCGGCGAAGACUGAGUUUGAGACUUUUUCUUUCCCGUUUUCUUUUUCUUUCUUGUUUCCUUUUUCUUUAUUUUUUUUUCUUUUUUCUUUUUUCUUUUUUUUUUUUGAGAGAAGGGAAUUUCGUCCCAAAUAAAAGGAAUGAAGUCUGGCUCCGGAGGAGGGUCCCCGACCUCGCUGUGGGGGCUCCUGUUUUUCUCCGCCGCGCUCUCGCUCUGGCCGACGAGUGGAGAAAUCUGCGGGCCGGGCAUUGACAUCCGCAAUGACUAUCAGCAGCUAAAGCGCCUGGAGAACUGCACGGUGAUCGAAGGCUACCUCCACAUCCUGCUCAUCUCCAAGGCAGAGGACUACCGCAGCUACCGCUUCCCCAAGCUCACGGUCAUCACCGAGUACCUGCUGCUGUUCCGCGUGGCCGGCCUCGAGAGCCUCGGGGACCUCUUCCCCAACCUCACGGUCAUCCGCGGCUGGAAACUCUUCUACAACUAUGCCCUGGUCAUCUUUGAGAUGACCAAUCUCAAGGAUAUCGGACUUUACAAUCUGAGGAACAUCACCCGGGGGGCCAUCAGGAUUGAGAAGAACGCCGACCUCUGUUACCUCUCCACGGUGGACUGGUCCCUGAUCCUGGAUGCCGUGUCCAAUAACUACAUCGUGGGGAACAAGCCCCCGAAGGAGUGCGGGGACCUGUGUCCGGGGACGAUGGAGGAGAAGCCCUUGUGCGAGAAGACGACCAUCAACAACGAGUACAACUAUCGCUGCUGGACCACCAACCGCUGCCAGAAAAUGUGCCCGAGCGCGUGCGGGAAGCGCGCGUGCACCGAGAACAACGAGUGCUGUCACCCCGAGUGUUUGGGCAGCUGCAGCGCGCCCGACAACGACACGGCCUGCGUCGCCUGCAGGCAUUACUACUACUCCGGCGUGUGCGUGCCCACCUGCCCGCCCAACACCUACCGCUUCGAGGGCUGGCGCUGCGUGGACCGCGACUUCUGCGCCAACAUCCCCAAUGCCGAGGGCAGCGACUCGGAGGGGUUCGUCAUCCACGACGGCGAGUGCAUGCAGGAGUGCCCCUCUGGCUUCAUCCGGAACGGCAGUCAGAGCAUGUACUGCAUACCUUGUGAAGGUCCUUGCCCCAAGGUCUGUGAGGAAGAAAAGAAAACAAAGACCAUUGAUUCGGUUACCUCUGCUCAGAUGCUCCAAGGAUGCACCAUCUUCAAGGGAAAUUUGCUCAUUAAUAUCCGCCGAGGCAAUAACAUUGCCUCAGAACUGGAGAACUUCAUGGGGCUCAUUGAGGUGGUGACAGGCUACGUGAAGAUCCGCCAUUCUCACGCCUUGGUCUCCUUGUCCUUCCUAAAAAACCUUCGCCAGAUCUUAGGAGAGGAGCAGCUUGAGGGGAACUACUCCUUCUAUGUCCUCGACAACCAGAACUUGCAGCAGCUGUGGGACUGGGACCAUCGCAACCUGACCAUCAAAGCUGGGAAGAUGUACUUUGCUUUCAAUCCCAAAUUGUGCGUGUCCGAGAUUUACCGCAUGGAGGAGGUGACGGGGACAAAAGGACGCCAGAGCAAAGGGGACAUAAACACCAGGAACAAUGGAGAGCGAGCCUCCUGUGAAAGCGACGUCCUGCACUUCACCUCUACGACCACGUGGAAGAACCGCAUCAUCAUAACGUGGCACCGUUACCGGCCCCCUGACUACAGGGACCUCAUCAGCUUCACCGUCUACUACAAGGAAGCACCUUUUAAAAACGUCACGGAGUAUGACGGGCAGGAUGCCUGUGGCUCCAACAGCUGGAACAUGGUAGAUGUGGACCUCCCUCCCAACAAGGAUGUCGAGCCUGGCAUUUUACUGCAAGGACUAAAGCCCUGGACGCAGUACGCAGUGUAUGUCAAGGCAGUGACCCUCACCAUGGUGGAGAACGACCACAUCCGUGGGGCCAAGAGUGAAAUCUUGUACAUUCGCACCAAUGCUUCAGUUCCUUCCAUUCCCCUGGACGUUCUCUCCGCAUCCAACUCCUCUUCCCAGCUCAUCGUGAAGUGGAACCCGCCGUCCCUGCCCAACGGCAACCUCAGUUACUACAUUGUGAGGUGGCAACGGCAGCCACAGGACAGCUACCUUUACCGGCACAAUUACUGCUCCAAAGACAAAAUCCCCAUCAGGAAGUACGCCGACGGCACCAUCGACAUCGAGGAGGUGACAGAGAAUCCCAAGACUGAGGUGUGCGGCGGAGAGAAGGGGCCUUGCUGCGCCUGCCCCAAAACGGAGGCCGAGAAGCAGGCCGAGAAGGAGGAGGCCGAGUACCGCAAAGUCUUUGAGAACUUCCUGCACAACUCCAUCUUUGUGCCCAGACCUGAAAGGAAGCGGAGAGACGUCACACAAGUCACCAACACCACCAUGUCCAGCCGAGGCAGGAACACCACAGUGGUGGACACCUAUAAUAUCACAGACCCAGAAGAGCUCGAGACAGAAUACCCUUUCUUUGAGAGCAGAGUGGAUAACAAGGAGAGAACUGUAAUCUCCAACCUGCGGCCUUUCACUUUGUACCGCAUUGACAUCCACAGCUGUAACCACGAGGCUGAGAAGCUGGGCUGCAGCGCCUCCAACUUUGUUUUUGCAAGAACCAUGCCUGCAGAAGGGGCAGAUGACAUUCCUGGGCCGGUGACCUGGGAGUCGAGGCCUGAAAACUCCAUCUUUCUCAAGUGGCCAGAACCUGAGAAUCCCAACGGGUUGAUUCUUAUGUAUGAAAUAAAAUACGGAUCACAAGUCGAGGACCAGCGGGAGUGCGUAUCAAGACAGGAGUACAGGAAGUAUGGGGGCGCCAAGCUUAACCGGCUCAACCCGGGGAACUACACGGCCCGGAUCCAGGCCACCUCUCUCUCCGGGAAUGGGUCCUGGACAGACCCGGUGUUCUUCUACGUCCCAGCCAAAAUAACGUACGAAAACUUCAUCCACCUGAUCAUCGCUCUGCCGGUCGCUGUCCUGCUGAUCGUGGGGGGGCUUGUUAUAAUGCUGUACGUCUUCCACAGGAAAAGGAAUAACAGCAGGCUGGGCAAUGGAGUGCUGUAUGCUUCUGUGAACCCAGAGUACUUCAGCGCCGCAGACGUGUACGUGCCUGACGAGUGGGAGGUCGCUCGAGAGAAGAUCACCAUGAGCCGCGAGCUGGGGCAGGGCUCCUUUGGGAUGGUGUACGAAGGAGUGGCCAAAGGCGUGGUUAAAGAUGAGCCCGAGACCAGGGUGGCCAUUAAAACAGUGAACGAGGCGGCCAGCAUGCGCGAAAGGAUUGAAUUUCUCAAUGAGGCUUCAGUGAUGAAGGAGUUCAACUGCCACCACGUGGUGCGGUUGCUGGGCGUGGUGUCCCAGGGCCAGCCGACGCUGGUCAUCAUGGAACUGAUGACGCGGGGCGAUCUCAAGAGCUAUCUCCGGUCUCUGAGGCCAGAAAUAGAGAAUAAUCCAGUCCUAGCACCUCCAAGCCUAAGCAAGAUGAUCCAGAUGGCUGGGGAGAUUGCAGACGGCAUGGCAUACCUCAACGCCAACAAGUUUGUCCACAGAGACCUGGCCGCCCGGAACUGCAUGGUGGCCGAAGAUUUCACGGUCAAAAUCGGAGAUUUCGGUAUGACGAGAGACAUCUACGAGACAGACUAUUACCGGAAAGGAGGAAAGGGGCUGCUGCCUGUGCGCUGGAUGUCCCCCGAGUCUCUCAAGGAUGGAGUCUUCACCACUCACUCUGACGUCUGGUCCUUCGGGGUCGUGCUCUGGGAGAUCGCCACGCUGGCCGAGCAGCCCUACCAGGGCUUGUCCAACGAGCAGGUCCUUCGCUUCGUUAUGGAGGGCGGCCUUCUGGACAAGCCGGACAACUGUCCCGACAUGCUGUUCGAGCUGAUGCGCAUGUGCUGGCAGUACAACCCCAAGAUGAGGCCCUCCUUCCUGGAGAUCAUCAGCAGCGUCAAGGACGAGAUGGAGCCCGGCUUCCGGGAGGUGUCCUUCUACUACAGCGAGGAGAACAAGCCGCCCGAGCCGGAGGAGCUAGACCUGGAGCCCGAGAACAUGGAGAGCGUCCCCCUGGACCCCUCCGCCUCCUCGUCCUCGCUGCCGCUGCCCGACAGACACUCAGGACACAAGGCCGAGAACGGCCCAGGCCCUGGCGUGCUGGUGCUCCGAGCCAGCUUCGACGAGAGACAGCCUUACGCGCACAUGAACGGGGGACGCAAGAACGAGAGGGCCUUGCCUCUGCCCCAGUCUUCGACCUGCUGAUCCUGGGAUCCCGGAUCCUGUGCAAACAGUAACGUGUGCGCACGCCGGGCGGCGGGUGGGGGGAGAGAGUUCGAACAAUCUAUUCACAGCCUCUUGUACCUCAGUGGAUCUUCAGAACUGCCAGUGCUGCCCACGGGAGACGGCUUCUCUGCAGUAAACACGUUUGGGAUGUUCCUUUUUUCAAUAUGCAAGCAGCUUUUUAUUUCCCUACCCAAACCCUUAACUGACAUGGGCCUUUAAGAACCUUAACGACAACACUUAAUAGCAACAGAACACUCGAGAAUCGAGUCUCCUCAUGCUUUCCCUGUCACUCCUCACUUCUCUCCGACCCGUCUCCCGCCCUCCCUCCCUCCCUCUCUCCCGCUCUCCCUUCUCUCUCUCUCUCCCCCCUUUCUCUUUCUCUCUGCUUCGUAAUGGAAAAAUCUUUGCCGCAAGCCCAGCUGGGACGCCCUUUCGAUCAGAUUGAGGAACUGGCCGUCCCUCCCUGUGGCCCCACAUUGCCCCCUCCCACCCCCGUACACACCUGCCUGUCACCGUAGGUCUUUAUAAAAAAAAACAAAAACAAAAAACACGUUGAGACGGAAUUUUUUUAACUGUAUCUUUCACCUUUUUAGGGACAUAUGAAAUUGACAAAGGGCCAUCAUGCAUUCGAGGUUGUUACCAUUUUAAUGCUGCCAGAUUCUGCCAAAACCCUCGACUUCCUCCCUCCCGGUCCCGGCACCUGUUUCCUUGUUUCCAGAGGCAUGGGGCGAGCACCGUAGCUAGUCACACCAUUUAGGAGCCACGUUGAGGACACACUCCAUCCGAUCGCCCCUGGUGUUCUUUUCCAGUCCUGCGUUCACACAGGUCCAGUUGCUUUAUGACUAGGUUAUUAUUUGGGGGAAGCGGACAGGAUGGGAUUUUUCUCUCAGUGGAGACUGCCAGAGGCUGAAACCCCUCUUCCCCACCCUCCCCCCACCUGCUAGCCCCCAGGAAUUCUGGAGAAAAUAGGCCCUGUCGAGAGCCUGGCAGACAGGCUUUGAGGAAAGGUCGCCCACGUGCCAGUCUCCUGCCCCCCCACCUCGGCCGCCCCCCACCCCACCGGUUCCCGGCCCCCCAGGACGCAGAUGGGAAGGGGUUUCCAGGGACUCAGCCCAACUGUUCAUGCAGGUUUGCAAGGAAAGGAAUUCAAACACCACCACAACAGUAAGAAGAAAAGCAGUAAAUGGAUUCAAGCAUUCUAAGCUUUGUUGAUAUUUUCUCUGUUACUAGGACUUCUUCAUGGGUCUUACAGUUCUAUGUUAGACCAUGAAACAUUUGCAUACACAUCGUCUUUAAUGUCACUUUUAUAACUUUUUUACGGUUCAGAUAUUCAUCUAUACGUCUGUACAGAAAAAAAAAAAAAGCUGCUAUUUUUUUUGUCCUU
Molecule: messenger RNA, 6228 nt
Organism: Neogale vison (American mink)
Lineage: Eukaryota; Metazoa; Chordata; Mammalia; Carnivora; Mustelidae
Gene: IGF1R
Product: insulin like growth factor 1 receptor
Exons: 21
Coding region: 720-4823 (1367 amino acids)
Biological process (GO): positive regulation of phosphatidylinositol 3-kinase/protein kinase B signal transduction; positive regulation of kinase activity; insulin-like growth factor receptor signaling pathway
Cellular component (GO): membrane; insulin receptor complex; axon
Molecular function (GO): ATP binding; insulin receptor activity; insulin receptor substrate binding
Source: RefSeq, a predicted model, not a curated record